GAAUAGGGGAGGGGAGUUGAAAGCAGGGUGAGGGGAAGAAAGACUGGGAAAAGAGAGAAAACAAAAGAAAGAGCCAGACGGAGAAGGGGGGGAAGGGGGCUUCUGAAUGGCUACGGAGGAGACAGCCGGGGGAGCCCGAAAGGCUACCAAGAGCAAACUGUUUGAGUUCCUGGUCCAUGGAGUGCGUCCGGGAAUGCCCUCUGGAGCACGGAUGCCCCACCAGGGAGCUCCCAUGGGCCCCCCGGGCCCCCCGUAUGGAGGGAACCCGCCCGUGCGUCCAGGCAUGCCCAACCCAGCGAUGGAGCCCAGUCGUAAACGCCCUGGCCCCACGCAGCAGGUCCAGCAACAGCAGCAAGCUGUCCAGAACCGGUCCAGAAAGAAACCAGUUGGAUUCCCUGGAGCCAAUGAGAUCGCAACAAGACAGAUGGACAUGCGAGAAGCCCAAUCAGAUCCCACGCUUGGAUCAAAUGCCAAGAGAAGGAAAAUGGCAGACAAGAUUCUCCCUCAGAGGAUCCGUGAAUUGGUCCCAGAGUCCCAGGCCUACAUGGACCUCUUGGCGUUUGAGCGCAAGCUAGACCAAACCAUCAUGCGGAAACGGGUGGACAUUCAGGAGGCCCUGAAGAGACCAAUGAAGCAAAAACGCAAACUUAGGCUGUACAUCUCCAACACCUUCAACCCUGCCAAGCCAGAUGCCGAUGACUCUGAUGGCAGCAUUGCAUCAUGGGAGCUGCGAGUUGAGGGAAAGUUGCUGGAGGAUCCUGGAAAGCAGAAGAGGAAGUUCUCCUCUUUCUUCAAGAGUUUGGUGAUUGAGCUCGACAAAGAUCUGUACGGCCCUGACAACCACCUGGUGGAGUGGCACCGGACCCCCACCACCCAGGAGACAGAUGGCUUCCAGGUGAAGAGGCCAGGAGAUGUCAGCGUGCGGUGUACAUUGCUGCUGAUGCUGGACUACCAGCCCCCCCAGUUCAAGCUGGACCCACGCUUGGCCCGCCUACUGGGCAUCCACACCCAGACCCGCUCAGCCAUCAUCCAGGCCCUCUGGCAGUACAUCAAGACCAACAAGUUACAGGAUGCCCACGACAAGGAGUAUAUCAACUGUGACAAAUACUUCCAGCAGAUCUUUGACUGCCCCCGGCUCAAAUUCUCAGAGAUCCCACAGCGUCUCACAAGCCUGCUGCUGCCCCCCGAUCCCAUUGUUAUAAACCAUGUUAUCAGUGUGGACCCCAAUGACCAGAAGAAGACUGCCUGCUAUGACAUCGAUGUAGAGGUGGAAGACCCCUUGAAGAGUCAGAUGAGUAGCUUCCUGCUGUCUACAGCAAAUCAGCAAGAAAUCGCCUCCCUGGAUAACAAGAUUCAUGAGACCAUAGAGUCUAUUAAUCAACUGAAAAUCCAGAGGGACUUCAUGCUUAGUUUCUCCAAAGAUCCAAAAGGCUACAUCCAAGACUGGCUCAAGUCCCAGAGCAGGGAUCUUAAGGUGAUGACAGAUGUAGUUGGUAAUCCUGAGGAGGAGAGAAGGGCAGAGUUUUACCAUGAGCCCUGGUCUCAGGAGGCUGUUAGUCGAUACUUCUAUUGCAAGAUCCAACAACGGCGACAAGAGCUGGAGCAGGCCCUGGCUGUGCGCAACACUUAAACUCUUCCCUAAACCACCGGGCCCCUCUUUCCCUAUUUAGUUCCUGACAGACACAUACCCUUGUUGGUUUCUUAGUAGAUAUUUUUGUUUCUUUUAAUUUAAUUUAGUGACCUGCUGUGACCUGAAGGUUAUGGCCAAUCAUGUGGCCUACAUUGUGGGCCAACUUUUCUAUCCCAUUGAAGUCAAACUCUGGCACGCUCUCAUCCCCCCUCAAACACAUACGCACUCAUUAUGUGCUGACACAGACAGCUGAUUUCAGCUUGGUGUGGCUGUCGCCUUUCGUAAACCUGAGGAUCAGAGAACAGUUACGGUCUUCUGCUUCCUUUCAUUGUUCCUGAAGUGCGUCUGAUUUUUUAACAUCGCCAACCUGCAGCUCCAGCCAAAAAGACCAUUAGGCCUAAUGCCUGUAUAUUCUGUACAGCUUUACAAAGACUGCCCGGGUGCAUGUAUUGUUUUUUAAUCUCGUCUCAAAGCGUACCGGUUACAUUCUCUCAGACUGAACUGCAGCAGUGAACGGGGAAGUACCAGGGACAGUUUUGAGGCUGUGUUUGUCACUGUUUAUUUCGUAUCAGUGUUCUUACAAUAGAAUCUUCAUUAGCUCUGAGUGUGGACCUGCACUGUCAGUGUUUAGCCAACAAAUCCCAUGUCCUAGUCUCUGUGACAAGCCUUCAGUGUUAGCGGUGCGCCCCGACUGUCAUCCGCGUAGUGUCAGUGUUGUUCCCUUGUGUUUUACACCAGUAUUCACUCUGAUUGCCGCAUGAGGCUUGACUAUGAGGAAAUGAGGAAAUGAGGAAGUUUUUAAAUGGAAAAUAAUUACAGUUAUUUACCUUGAUUUGUGCUCCUUGUUUCCAGUAGCAGUAUUUCCUUGUAUCAAACGCGUGGGCAUAUGUAUUUGAAGAUGAAGUAGGUCAACAUCAUACAUGUGAGAUACCUUCAUUAAAACAGACUCAGACAUUACACCCAGCCUUGGAAUGUACAUGCACUACCAGACCAGCUAGCGUGUAGUGUAUAUACUUGUAGGGCACGUUUUAUGUGACCGUAGGAAUCCAUCCAUCCAUCCAUUAUCUGAACCCGCUUAUCCUGAACAGGGUCGCAGGGGGGCUGGAGCCUAUCCCAGCAUACAUUGGGCGACAGGCAGGAAAACACCCUGGACUGGUCGCCAGUCCAUCGCAGGGCACACACACCAUUCACUCACACACUCAUACCUACGGGCAAUUUAGACUCUCCAAUCAGCCUAACAUGCAUGUCUUUGCACUGUGGGAGGAAACCGGAGUACCCGGAGGAAACCCACGCAGACACGGGGAGAACAUGCAAACUCCGCACAGAGAGGCCCCGGCCGACGGGGAUUCGAACCCAGGACCUCCUUGCUGUGAGGCGACCAUAGGAAUAACAGUAAAUCUAUAAUGCAGUAUCUGUUGAUAACCAGAGGGUGUAGGCUAUGAGUCUGCCCAGCUUGCAUAUGAAGCAAGCCUAUUCCCCUUAUGUCAGUGUCUGUAGCAAGAACACACACUGUAAUCAGAGUGAACUCAAUUUUUCACGGAACCCUGGAAAAAAAAGAAUCAUGCAAAGCCUUUGUUCAACAACAAUGCUUUUCCCUGCAUACAAGUUUCCUUGUCGGGAACUAGUAGGCUGACUGCAAAGGGAAAUUAAAUGGAACUUAUUUAUGACAGCUGGACAUAAAAGCAAAUUACCUUCGGAUUGAAAUUUUUAUGCCUUAAAAUCCCUUAAACAUGCGAACCAAAACUUAUUUGCACUGGCCAGCAUUUUUUCUGUCGGAAUCCUUUCUGAUAGAAGUGCUGUUAUUCCAUUGUUACAGAUGGUACCGAUACAUUUUGGGAAUGUUACACAUUUGUAGGUUGCUACACUUUUGGUAUUUAUUUUAUUUUAUUUACUAUCAGGGUACGUAGGGAAACAGAUGAAUCAAGUUUCAGACUCAUUUUAGAUAUUCUGAAAAUCUAUUUAUUGGAAAGAUGUAAAAUAUUUGGUUGCUAAGGGAACAUAACAUUCACUGUAUGAAAAGGCGAUUGUUGAUAAUUGUGUUAUAAUCAUCAGUAUACAUACAGUUGUGUUCAAAUAAAUAGCAGUGCGUUAAAAAAAGUGAAUAAAGUGCAAAACGUUUUUUAUAGCUUUUAGUUUAGCAUAUUUCAAAUGUUGUGGAAACAUUACACAUUCAAUUCCAAAUCAAAGCAUUAACACAUUUAUCAAGUCCGCGUUAUUCUUUUACAGGAAGCAAAGAAAAGAAUAUUUAUCUGUUAAAAAAUAACUAAUAUCUAGUUGCAUAACCAUUGUUUUUGAUAACUGCUCCGCAUCUGCGUUGCAUUGAGUCAACCAACUUCUCUCACCUAGAACCAGGUAAUUCAGCCCAGGAUAAACAAACUACAUUCCACUAGUUUUUGGGUUUUGCUUCAGAAACUGCAUUUUUAAUGUCACCCUACACGUUUUCAAUGGGGUUGAAGUCAGGGGGUUGAGCUGGCCACUCCAUUACCUCAAUCCUUUUUGUCUGGAACCAAGAUGUUCCUCGCUUACUCAUGUGUUUGGGGUCUUUGUCUCGUUGGAUACCUAUUUCAGGGGCAUUUCCUCUUCGGUAUAUGGCAACAUAAUCUCUUCAAGUAUUUUGAUGUAUUCCAACUGAUCCAUGAUCCCUGGUAUACGAACCCAACACCGUUGUGUGAAAAACGUCCCCAUACCAUGAUUUUUGCGCCACCAUGCUUCACUGUCUUUACAGUGUACUGUGGCUUGAAUUCAGUACCCAGGGGUAGUCUGACAUACUGUCAACGACUACUAGACCCGAAAAGAACAAUUCUGCACAAACCGAUUCUGCACAUGCCAUUUUUUCAACAAUGGUGCUUUACGGUGGCUUCUUGCUGAUAGCUUAGCUUCGAUCAAACAUCGUCUGACUGUAACAGCACUUACAGGUAAUUGUAGAUCAUCUUUGAUCUUUCUGGACAAUUUUUCGAUCUGUUCUACCUUAAUAAAAGACAAUUAAUGACAGAAUUAAUGAAUUCUCUAAUUAAACUCCACACUGCUAUUAUUUUGAACACGCCCCUUUCAAUGAAUGAGUCAAUUACUCAGAACAAGCAGCGUGCAUGUCUUGACAGUUGGGUCUGUUGUUUUUCUAUUACACUACUACAUCUACAAGUAAAUUAUUUGCCAUGCAGAAAUAUCACUACUACUAAUAAAAGUGGUUCAUCAGGUU
Messenger RNA from Conger conger (European conger), 4826 nucleotides. Its product is annotated as SWI/SNF-related matrix-associated actin-dependent regulator of chromatin subfamily D member 3. Gene Ontology annotation, cellular component: SWI/SNF complex; nucleus. The transcript is spliced from 14 exons. The coding region runs from base 107 to 1630 and encodes 507 amino acids. The record is from RefSeq and is a predicted model, not a curated record. Gene Ontology annotation, biological process: regulation of transcription by RNA polymerase II. Lineage: Eukaryota; Metazoa; Chordata; Actinopteri; Anguilliformes; Congridae.